Messenger RNA from Amphimedon queenslandica, 2493 nucleotides. RefSeq lists its product as uncharacterized. Bases 122 to 1288 code for a protein of 388 amino acids. The record is from RefSeq and is a predicted model, not a curated record. The transcript has 4 exons. NCBI's taxonomy places the organism in Eukaryota, Metazoa, Porifera, Demospongiae, Haplosclerida, Niphatidae.
CAGAGGCUGAGCUGCUACAACAACUCUUGUGUGCUCAAAGCUGAAGUUCGUCUCGCCGUCAUAAAACAACUCCAUUGGCUUCACAUAGAGGAAUAAGAAGGUAACACUGGCUGUCUCCUGAAUGAACUGCACUAUGGAUGAUUGUUUAGAGCAACCUAUCAUAAUAUUUUCUAUUCUGUUGAGCAUAUCAUACAUACUCAUACUAAUUCUCUUCAUUAUUUCAUGCUAUAUGUGCUACCAAAGAAAGCAAGGAACCAAUUUUGUCUUCUCCAUUUAUAGAUAUCAGAGGCUAAGAGAAACAAGGAAAGGAGAGCUAUUUCCCAUUGCUCAGGAAAGCACAGCAGAGGCCAAUGCCAGUAAACAUGAUACUUCAAUGGCUGAAGAUAGCACUGACCCCCAAAAUGGGAAGACUCCUGCUCCUAAGAGAGGAGUGGAUGUCAGCAUGGACAAUCCUAACUACAUGUCGAAUUCAACUAUCCGUGUUCAUCAGGAGAAAGAUACCAAGAGAGUCUCAGUCAUUUCAGAGUCCAACCAGCGAAAUGAGAAUCCUAACAGACGUGUCUCUAAACUUGAUCCCAGAGCUAGCUACUCUGGACUCGAUCACCCCAUUAUUGUAGUAGAGGAAGUAAGUAAGAAUGAGGAAGAGGAAGAUGUUUAUUCCUUGGCAAAUGAAAGUGAGCACAAUUAUUCUUGUAUUUCACACGAUUCGUCACAAAACUCUCGAGACGACAGGCAAGACAGGGACAGUGUUCAUGACUACUCUUGCAUUAGUAACAACUCGCGUCUCUCGACAUCUUCAUCAAACAGUGCAAUCAAUAAUCCUGAUGAAGGACGUCCUACUGAUAUUGAGCCGGCAGACUAUGAAGAUUUUUAUAGCAUUCCUAAUGCUGAUGGCAAUAUCUCGGAGAGCGAGGGUGAGAAUGAAACUGAAGGCAACAAAGGUGGGCAUGAAAAGGAAGGAAAGGAGGAAAAGCGUCAAGAGGAGCAGUCUGUUGUCAACAGUCAGCCCAAUCCUGAUUGUCAGUCUAGAUCUGAUGUAAAGCAAACAUCAGUUGAAGCCACUGAUAAGACUUCAAAGAUUAAAAGACGCUCGGCUACAAGUUCAGAUAUAUUCAAUGUACAAUCAACUGAGUCAUCAUUAGUAGCACAUGCAUCUGAUAGCAAGCUAACUCGACUGCCAGGGAUAGAGGGGAGAUCUAGCAGUUCUGUUGCAGCUCCAGGGACUCCUUAUAAACCUGUACCAAAGCCACGCAUGCUUCGUAAAGCAGCAGAGAGUACUACAAAGUAGAAUGAGUGAUAAAAAAAUAGAAAAAUUGUUUAUUAUUAUCAUAAUAAUGCAUAGCUAUUAUUAUACCGUCAUCCUUUCAUUUUCUGUUUUUUGUGUGUAUCACGAGUAUAUAAAUCAACUCUUUAGAUACUAUUGAUGUGUGCACUUGUAUUAUUGUAAUAAUAUCUUAAUUUGGAAAUUUGUUUUCUUUAUCUGCAUUGGGGCGAGGUGUUUGUUUUCCCUUUGGAGACUAGAUAAGGCACGAGACAGAGAGUUCACAUUUUAUAAUUUCAUAGCUCUAGCGCCGUUCGUAAUGAGCUACGAAGCUGCUGUAGCUUUUAGCGUUAUUUUUGCCGUCUUCUCCCUGGUGGAAGGAAUCUUCAUAGCUGUUCUCUUGAUCAGAAUUAUCAAAGGAAUUAAAGUGGAGCAAGAAAUAUGUGCUUUGUGGCUGCUUGUGAGAAACUUGAUUAAAUCUUUCUUUGAGAGAGGAAGCCGGGAAAGGGUUAGAGGAGUUAGAAGCACCAGUAGAGCAGAAGAAGGAAUUACAAAUGAGCCUAUAAGCACCUCGACAGAUGCUAGAUACAGUAAUUUCAGUGAUCACCAAAAGUCCUCAAAUGCUAGCAAUGCUGCUCCUCCUCCUCCUGCAGGAGCAGAAGGAAUGAAUGAAGCAAUACAGAGUCUUGCCACUGUAAUGAAAGCAAAAGAGGCCCCAAUGUGCCAGUCAGUUAUGUCAACACCGGAUUGUCGCAGGUCAUCGUCAACAAAAGCAUCUUCUCAAAGAAUAGCAAAAGGACCAAGCAAGUCCAUCGAUAACUCAUUAACAGUUGCACCACCUCAAGCAACCACACAAAGACAAAGACAGCAGGAGAAUCCUCCCACAGUCAUUUUUACAGGCUACAGUAAAGUAGACGUUGCUCCUAAACCUCCCCAUAAACCACAUCCUAUAGUCACCCCAUAUGAAGUCCCAGUCGCAACAAUGGCAAAACCUUUGAGUGAUGACGUAGUGCUAGCAUCUUAUGAUAAGGUGACUGACAGUCACUCAGUCCCUCCUGUUUAUACAGAGCCAAAGGUCAGAUCAAAGUCAAGAUUCAAAUAACACUGUGAGCUGUAUAUAGGACACUUAAUUGCGUGUGUAUAUUAUAUAUAGAUCUAUAUAUCAUUCAUUCAUUGUAUAGAGUAGUCUUUUUAGUCUUUGUGUAUAGGUCCCCAUUAAAGUCACAAUUAAA